This is a messenger RNA of Budorcas taxicolor (takin), 3806 nucleotides long. RefSeq names its product transmembrane O-mannosyltransferase targeting cadherins 1 (gene TMTC1). Gene Ontology annotation, biological process: protein O-linked glycosylation via mannose. Lineage: Eukaryota; Metazoa; Chordata; Mammalia; Artiodactyla; Bovidae. The record is from RefSeq and is a predicted model, not a curated record. The transcript is spliced from 20 exons. The coding region runs from base 1 to 3072 and encodes 1023 amino acids. Gene Ontology annotation, molecular function: mannosyltransferase activity; protein binding.
AUGGCGAGCGGGGCAUGCGCAGUGGGGCGGAGGAGGUGGCGAUGGCCCGCGGAGGCGGGGGGACUGCUGUUUAUCUGCAGCCGGGCCAACUCGGCGGCGCAGGCGGCGGCGGAGCGCGGGACGCCAGCGGCCGGUCCAGCUGCCGCCGGCCAUGCCCGAGCCCAUCUCCCGGCAGCUGCCGCGCACCGUCCGGGCCCCGGCCGGGGAGGAUGCCAGACACCCGGGAGAGACCAGGACAGCGGCGGCGGCGCGAUGGUGGUGACCAGCUCUGCCCGAGGCGGCGGCGGGGACCGCGCGCCCUCCCGGCGGCGGGACUGCGGACUCGCGCCGGCCGGAGCCGCGGCGCUGCUGGCCGGGGCGAGCUGCCUGUGCUACGGCCGCUCCCUGAGGGGCGAGUUCGUGCACGACGACGUGUGGGCGAUCGUCAACAACCCCGACGUGCGGCCCGGAGCCCCACUGCGCUGGGGCAUCUUCUCCAACGAUUUCUGGGGCAAGGGCAUGGCCGAGAACACGAGCCACAAGUCUUACCGGCCGCUCUGCGUCCUCACCUUCAAGCUAAACAUCUUUUUGACUGGCAUGGACCCAUUCUACUUCCACGCAGUAAAUGUCAUUUUACACUGCCUAGUGACCCUUGUGCUGAUGUACACCUGUGACAAAACUGUCUUCAGGAAUCGUGGACUUGCUUUUGUUACGGCAUUACUUUUUGCCGUGCAUCCUGUUCACACAGAGGCGGUGGCUGGAAUUGUUGGCAGAGCUGAUGUGUUGGCAUGCCUGCUGUUUCUUUUGGCCUUUCUCUCUUAUAAUAGGAGUGUGGACCAGUGUUGUGUUGGGGAAAGUUUCCCUCCCACGGCUUCUCCCUUCUUCCUGCUGCUUAGUCUGUUUCUGGGGACCUGCGCAAUGCUGGUGAAAGAGACGGGCAUCACGGUGUUCGGCGUGUGCUUGGUUUAUGAUCUCUUUUCUUUAUCCCACAAUCAUGAUAAACCGAGCAACGGGGUCAUCCAUCAGUGCAGCCCACAGCAGCCUGGAAGCUCCCUGACAACACACCCUCUCCGGGAGAAUGGGAAGCAGCAGCGGUUCCCUCACAAAGGAGCUUGGGGUGGCUGCCAUGCCAUGCCAUCUGAACCCAAGAGCAGUGGAUUCCUCGUGUCUCCUGGAGCUGUGUGGUCCUUGAUGAGGUAUCUGACAGCAAGCAGCAAUAGAAAUUUCCUGCUUACCAUGAGGCCCUUCUUAAAAAGGGCCACUUUGGUCAUAAGUUAUGUGAUCAUUGUUCUGUACUUUCGUCUGUGGAUAAUGGGAGGAUCUAUGCCCCUCUUUUCAGAGCAGGAUAAUCCAGCUUCAUUUUCGCCUUACAUUAUUACAAGAUUCCUUACUUAUUCCUACCUCUUGGCCUUCAACGUGUGGCUUCUGCUUGCACCUGUUACCCUGUGCUAUGACUGGCAGGUGGGCAGUAUUCCUCUGGUAGAGACCAUAUGGGACAUACGGAACGGAGCUACCAUCCUUCUGGCAGUUGUGAUGGCCUUACUGAGUCUUCAUUGUUUAGCAGCCUUCAAGAGACUGGAGCACAGGGAAGUUUUGGUGGGCUUGUUGUUCCUGGUUUUCCCGUUCAUCCCAGCCAGCAACCUCUUCUUCAGGGUGGGUUUCGUGGUGGCCGAGAGAGUCCUAUACAUGCCUAGCAUGGGCUACUGCAUUCUUUUCGUGCACGGACUGAGCAAGCUGUGUGCGUGGCUGAAUCGUUGUGGAGCCACCACCCUGAGCGUGUCCACGGUGCUGCUACUGCUGCUUUUCUCCUGGAAAACCGUGAAACAGAAUGAAAUUUGGCUAUCGAGAGAGUCCCUAUUCAGGUCUGGAGUUCAAACUCUGCCCCACAAUGCCAAGGUUCACUACAACUAUGCCAAUUUCCUGAAGGACCAGGGUCGGAACAGGGAAGCCAUCUACCACUACAGAACGGCCCUCAAGUUGUAUCCACGCCACGCAAGUGCCCUGAACAACCUUGGAACCCUGACUAGAGACACAGCAGAGGCAAAGAUGUACUAUCAGAAGGCUCUCCAGCUAAACCCACAGCAUAACCGGGCUCUUUUCAAUCUCGGGAAUCUCCUUAAGUCUCAGGAGAAAAAGGAAGAGGCUAUCACCUUACUGAAGGAUUCCAUUAAAUAUGGUCCAGAGUUUGCAGAUGCAUAUUCAAGCUUAGCUUCAUUAUUGGCUGAGCAGGAGAGAUUUAAAGAAGCUGAGGAAAUAUACCUGGCUGGAAUAAAGAAAUGCCCAGACAGCUCAGACUUACACAACAACUAUGGAGUUUUCCUAGUUGAUACUGGCUUUCCAGAGAAGGCAGUGGCCCAUUACCAACAGGCCAUCAAACUUAGCCCAAGCCAUCAUGUGGCCAUGGUGAACCUGGGGAGGCUCUACAGGUCACUGGGAGACAACAGUGUGGCUGAAGAAUGGUACAAACGUGCCCUGCAGGUAGCACGCAAAACUGAGAUACUGUCACCUCUGGGAGCGCUGUAUUACAACACUGGCAGAUAUGAAGAGGCUUUGCAGACUUACCGGGAAGCCGUGGCCCUUCAGCCUUCCCAAAGGGAACUCCGCCUGGCACUGGCUCAGGUUUUGGCUGUGAUGGGACAGACAAAAGAAGCUGAAAAGAUGACCAGUCACAUUGUGUCAGAGGAGACCGGGUGCCUUGAAUGCUAUCGCUUGUUGUCCGCCAUCCACAGCAAGCAGGAGCAGCACGACAAGGCACUUGAUGCUAUAGACAAGGCUCUCAAGCUGAAACCAAAGGAUCCAAAAGUUAUAUCUGAACUUUUUUUCACAAAAGGAAACCAACUGAGAGAGCAGAACCUCCUGGACAAAGCUUUUGAGAGCUAUAAAGCGGCUGUGGAGUUAAAUCCAGAUCAAGCACAGGCUUGGAUGAAUAUGGGUGGAAUUCAGCACAUCAAGGGAAACUACGUGUCUGCAAGAACUUAUUAUGAAAGAGCCUUACAGCUGGUUCCAGACAGCAAACUACUGCAGGAAAAUCUCGCCAAAUUGGAUCGCCUUGAGAAAAGAUUACAGGAAGUUCGAGAAAAGAACCAAACGUAGCAGCGUUUGACCCAGUCUCAAGGGACAGUGCUGGUGUCUUUGGAAGAGGAAGUGAUGGAAGCUUUGUUUUCACAUCAGUUGGGGCACAAUCAAUGGCAUUUUCCUCUCACCCCGAGUUCAGGGUGACACAUUUUGGGACACCUGCUGGUAACGCUGUGCUGGAGACUUGCAUUUCCAUGAAAGAAGACAAAAAGAGCAAACAGGGGCUAGGAGACCUGAGAUGGAAGGAAAACCGCAGCCGCACAUUUUACAGAAUUUUUUCUUGCUUUAAUUCUAGAUUUCCUUUCAUAUAUGUGUCUGCUUUUUCAACCUGGAGAUCUAAUUCCAUCUCUUAGUGUAGACAUUUCUUGGUGUAGCCUCGCAGAAAUAGAGGUUUGAAAUGCUACGAAGGCAUGGCAUCUCUUCUUUAUGAGAAGAGAUAUUUCAGAGAGAAUAAAUCCUCUGGGAUAAACCAUUUGGGAAAUUCUUCCAAGAGGUAGCUCAUUUAAUUCUCUGGAACUAGAAAUGAGUAUCUCACAGUUUUUGUAAAAAUCUUCUGGAAUAUAUGGGGAAAGAGGCUGUUGUUAAGUCAGCUUUAUCUUAUAUCCUUUUGAGGAUAUUGCUAGAGCCUUAUUGAGAAGUAAAUUAAAUUCCACUCUGAUAAAAGCUGUUUUCCCAUUGCCUAAUGUAUCAAUAAGGAAGUUUCUGGAAUUGUGUAUGGGUAUUCAUAUUCCUAUGGGAAAAUCAAGGAUGUC